Mustela lutreola (European mink) is the source of this 5474-nucleotide messenger RNA. RefSeq names its product G protein subunit alpha L (gene GNAL). Bases 232 to 1599 code for a protein of 455 amino acids. Gene Ontology annotation, molecular function: GTP binding; G protein-coupled receptor binding; GTPase activity. The transcript is spliced from 12 exons. The record is from RefSeq and is a predicted model, not a curated record. Lineage: Eukaryota; Metazoa; Chordata; Mammalia; Carnivora; Mustelidae. Gene Ontology annotation, biological process: adenylate cyclase-modulating G protein-coupled receptor signaling pathway. Gene Ontology annotation, cellular component: heterotrimeric G-protein complex.
GCGUUAUCAGGUGAUCUCCAGCCCAGGCGGCCGCCACCCCCUGCACCCAGCGGAAAAUGCAAAAUGGCCCUCUGGGACUGUGAGGGGCCGCGGCUCCCAGCCCGGGCCUGCCGCACCCCCAGCCCGCAGCCUGCGGGCGGCAGCGCCGCGCCGGGUCCGGGUGUAGCCCCCUCCCGCCCCUCCGCCGGGGCCCCGGCCUGAGCCCCCCACCCCCAGCACCCCGGCGUCCACAUGGGUCUGUGCUACAGUCUACGACCGCUGCUCUUCGGGGAUCCGGAGGACGUCUCCCGCGCCGCCUCGGAAGCGCCUGCGGAAGACGUGCGGCCCGGCCCGGCCCCGGCCCCGACCCCCGCCCGGGCCCCGGCGGCGGUCGGGGGAGACGCGGUCCCGACCCCGCUCCCUCGGGGCGCCGGCGGGAGCCCGGCGUGUACGCGGCCCAAAGCCGCCCCGAAGAAGGAGCGGCGGCGGCGUCCGGAGCAGCUGCGAGCCGAGGAGCGCGAGGCCGAGCGCGAGGCGAAGAAGGUCAGCAGGAGCAUCGACCGCAUGCUCCGCGAGCAGAAGCGCGACCUGCAGCAGACGCACCGGCUGCUACUGCUGGGGGCUGGUGAGUCUGGGAAGAGCACGAUCGUCAAACAAAUGAGGAUCCUGCAUGUCAAUGGAUUUAAUCCUGAAGAGAAGAAACAGAAAAUUCUGGACAUCCGGAAAAAUGUUAAAGAUGCUAUUGUGACAAUUGUUUCAGCAAUGAGUACGAUCAUACCUCCCGUUCCGCUAGCCAACCCAGAAAACCAAUUCCGAUCAGACUAUAUCAAGAGUAUAGCUCCUAUCACCGACUUUGAAUAUUCCCAGGAAUUCUUCGAUCAUGUGAAGAAGCUCUGGGAUGAUGAAGGCGUGAAGGCGUGCUUUGAGAGGUCCAACGAGUAUCAGCUAAUCGACUGCGCGCAAUACUUCCUGGAGAGAAUCGACAGUGUCAGUUUGGUGGACUACACACCCACAGACCAGGACCUUCUCAGAUGCAGAGUCCUGACAUCAGGAAUUUUCGAGACCCGAUUCCAAGUGGACAAAGUAAACUUUCACAUGUUCGACGUGGGUGGCCAGAGGGACGAGAGAAGAAAAUGGAUCCAGUGCUUUAACGACGUCACGGCUAUCAUUUACGUGGCGGCCUGCAGCAGCUACAACAUGGUUAUUCGGGAAGAUAACAAUACCAACAGGCUCCGAGAGUCCCUGGACCUCUUUGAAAGCAUCUGGAACAACAGGUGGUUACGGACCAUUUCUAUCAUCUUGUUCUUAAACAAACAGGAUAUGCUGGCAGAAAAAGUCUUGGCAGGGAAAUCAAAAAUUGAAGAUUAUUUCCCAGAGUAUGCAAAUUAUACUGUUCCUGAAGAUGCAACACCAGAUGCAGGAGAAGAUCCCAAGGUGACCCGGGCUAAGUUCUUUAUCCGAGACCUGUUUUUGAGGAUCAGCACAGCCACAGGGGAUGGUAAACAUUACUGCUACCCACACUUCACCUGCGCUGUGGACACUGAGAACAUUCGCAGGGUGUUCAACGACUGCCGUGACAUUAUCCAGAGAAUGCACCUCAAACAGUACGAACUCUUGUGAGGCAGCCCUGGCGGGGAGGGGGGAGGGGGCGCGCCUUCUCGCACCUUCUCUCUGCCCGCCUCGCCUCCCCUGGCCACCCUGCCAGGUGGAGCAUUUACUCCAGCACUGUCACCCCCAAGCCGUGGUCAAAAGUAGGCAGUUCCCAGUCUCAUCCAGCUGCCACCUGUCCUGUUCUGUGUUCGCUCCUGUGUGACCACCAAGCCUCUGGCUACCUCUGUUCCCCUCGGGUUUGGUUUGUAGCUUUCCUCUUCACUGAGCACAACCUUCCCCAGCGUCCCCACUUGUACCCAUCUGUGUCACUGCAGACACCACUGUCACGCAGUGGGGUGCUGCAGUGAAGUCUCUCUGGGCGAGGGCCCCUCUUAUUCAUCCACUCAGUGCUUUAUUGAUUCAGCAGGAGCUUGAUAAAUGGGGGAGCAAUGGCCCUUUUUUCCAAAUGAUCAAGCAUGAUUUGUAGAAGCAGGGGAACGAUACAGUCAGGUGGAUAAGUGGCCUCCCUUUCGGAGCUGAGUCGGCCCAAGAGCGAGGCCAGACCUCAAGUCACAGAGUGGAGGGAAAUCCUCUUUUCAGUCCUCUUUGAGUCACUGCCGACCUCAGGCAUUACAUUGGACCUACUUGGAGCCUUUUACAUUUAGGCAGAAAACCUACCACAUGCACCGCUGUCCUGUCUCAAAAUGAUUCUCUAGACUUUGAUUAUGCUUGGACAAGAGUCUCCUUCCAUACCUUGUUGUUGUUGUUGUUGUUGUUGUUUUAUGGCUGGUUUAUAGUAACUGUACAGACCACCAAAUGUAAUAUUAUUUUAUAUAACUCCUUCAAAAGUCCUUGUAGGUCUUUGUGCCUUGAUUACGGCUCUAUCUGUAAAGAAACCAUGUUUUUAUCGUGAACAGCUAAAUGUCAACAUUACCUGCUGCUUGCUCUAAAAAAGAGAAUGGUAUCUGUAGGAUUUAGAAUAUUUUAUCAGGUUAGUGCUUUUAAAAAUAUCCUUGAUUAAAUAUAUAUAUACACACACAUAUAUAAUUAUACACAUGAAUUAGUCACAUCUUACAAUUUUGUACCCACAUCACAAGCUUCUUACAGAAACCAAGGAUUUUCUUUUCCUCCAAACAAUACCUUUUGAAUUUUUGCAAUUUAAAGACUUUUACAAGCCCUCUGAGUAGAAACAGGCCAAGCAUUCCCUUAGUCGAAGCUUUUGCACCACUCAUUUGACCAGUUUCUAUUGUAAGCAAAUAGCUAGAAGGAAACAGAGGACGUCAGUGUCUGUGUCCAGUCUAAGAAUCAAAGGAUGGCAUCUCCAUUUGCCCCUUGAAGAAGAAAUAUUACGAAACCUUUAUUUGAAAUGUGAAAUGCAGAGCCAAAAACCUAUGGCUGUUUCUCACACAGGAAAGACUUGCAAAUGCAGCCUUAUAAGUUAUAGUAUGGUACAAGAUCUAGAAAGCAAGAAUUACUAUAGCAGUGAUGCUUUACAUGUUCUGUCCACAGCCAGGCUUGGAGGGCAGUUUUCUUGGGUCCAAGAUAACCUGCAGAGAUAUCCAAAGUUCUAUUUCAACAAUACAAAUCCAGAAGUGACAGCCUCACUGACGUCACUUCAUUUCCUUUUAGUCUUUAAUAUCUUAAAGUUUACUCUGGAAGGCAGCAUUUUAUAAUCCUUUAUAUUUUAGUAUAUGUGCUGCCGAAGCGAGCACUUAUAAUCCUUUAUAAAUGCAUCCAGAUUUAAAUUCGACUUUUCCAGGAAAGAGAGGAUGACAACUUUCCAGAUGAUCGAUCAGGGUAAUAAACACAUAAUUUACAUCAGCCUCACUCAAUUCUGCACCUCUCAUCCUUGUUGCGUAAAACCCUGAUCUGAAAUGAGACACAUAAAGUGGCAAUUAUUUUCUUUCCGUUGCGCUUUCAACGUAGAACAUGGAAGAACUCCAGAGCCACGCACCCCCCACGUGUAUCCAAAAAGCAAAGUUAUGCGCUUAUGUACAUUAUUCCUCAGCAGUCCCCCUGGGACUAAGCUUCCUAUUCAGAGACAGAGCCAGGCUCACAGAAGACACACAGAAAGAACACAUUUUAUCUGGUGGAAAAUUAUCAAAACAUAUUUAUUUUUAAAUACUAUAAGCCACUUCCCAGUCCUUUUUUUCAAGUCCCUUUGGAUCAUGGACGGGCAUUACAUUCAGAUUUUAACAGCCUGGUCUGCUGGAGAGAAAAUUAUCUUCUCUAAAAAUCCGAUUCCAUGAUUAGCACAGAAGUACAAAAGUCUGCAAAAACAUAUUCCUGCUUGUAACAUCUGUACUUUUAUUAUUUUAAGUGUACAGCUUUAUCAUAUAUAAUAGGAGUUUGUGGACCACUUCAUAAGGGGACAGAAGCAAACCCAGUGUUUGUGCACACACAACCCUGAGUGUGUUCCCGGGCCGCCGGCUCCAUCCUCGGGAAGGUAGGACAGCCUAGUGCAUGCAAGUGAUGACUUUAAUAGCUUUUACAUACUGUACAGACACGAUCUUUGAUUAUACAUAUAUUUGAUAAAAUGAGACAAGACUUGUUGUAGAGUACACGUUCCAUUUUUAUAGCAUGAGAACAGUACCGUCAACUAUUUAUUCUGCAGGAAUUUGCAUCAGUGAUUUACAGUUUCCGUGAUGUGUAUAAAGACCGCCUCCUUUGAUCUCAUCUCCCGUGAGCCCUGCCCAAGGUCCAGUUUCUUUGGCUUUGUACUUAUGACAAAAUACACAAGUCUCCUGCUCUUUACGUUGUCUUAAAUUUUCUGAGCAGGUUCCAGCCAAAAAGAAAAGGUGAGGGCAGAAGUCUGGAGUGGACUAACAGGAGGACCACCAGGAGCGCAGCGGCUACACAGUAUGUGGCCAGAACGGUAGUCUCGUGAGGCAGGUAGCACUUGGCAAGGGCGUACUCUGUGGGCGUCAUACUGCCCUAGAAAGGAAAUGAGGAGGUUAAUGCUGCAGCGAGAGCCCUCCCACAGUGCCACGCAACAGACUUAGACACAGUUGAGGCAAGGCAGCCAUCUUGGUUGAGUCAGAUGAGGCCAGGAAGUAGCUCUUCUCCCCAGAGGAAGGGGAACAGCCUUGGGCCUCCACAAGCCACCACCCACCAAGUGGAAGCACUGGUGGAGACAUGCAGGCAAGGCUCCCAGCGUGCUGAGUAGAGCUGAACCCUCCAUUGAAACUAGCCCCUGGCACAGCAGGUCCCCCCCUAUAAUGCACUGGGCAACAUGACAGAGAUGCAAGACGCAUGGAGACUUUACAUCAGUGGGCACUGAGAAACAAGGAUUACAAGGCCAUUUCUCAUGCCACUUCUGCUAAAUUAAGCAACCUGUUACCCAGAAAUGCAUGGGCCGGGGGCACCUCAGUGGUCUUUUCUUGUAAGUGUUUUUGCGGUGUGGACUGACACGGAGGAGUGGUCUCAUUCACUUUGAACUUGAAAACAUGAGGGUUUCCCUAUCUUUUCAUGAAGUAAAAGUAGCCACUAAUUGAAGUGACAUGUCAAGGGCACUUGCCAGAGCUGUAGCGUUCUCCUGACAUAAGACAAGAUGAUGGCGUCUGGCCAAUGAAGACAGGCUCCGGUUUCCUUUGAAAAUUAGACAUGCAGAGCCUCCUAUCUGAGGACCACACCAGGUCCGUGGGGUUGACGCAUUCUGUAGGAUGCCCAGCACCCACCCCACCCCCUCCAGGGCCAUGCAGCGCUUACGCAUCCCCAGAGAGGCACGAGGCAUGGGGAAAGGGGUCUGGGAAUCAAACCAAGUGCACAUGGGGAGGAGGGCAAGUUUGUAUUCACAGCGUUUGUAUGUUUUUACAGAUUGCAGCAAUUAAAUAGUUGAUUACUGUGUUGAUUUCAAUACUUCUAUGCGAGCGUUCAGAUGAAAAUAAACGUUCACAUUACCAUGA